AUGUGGCGGGCCGACCGGUGGGCGCCCCUACUCCUGUUCCUGUUGCAGAGCGCCCUAGGAAGGCCCCGUCUAGCCCCACCCAGAAACGUGACACUGUUCUCCCAGAACUUCACUGUUUACCUGACAUGGCUUCCGGGGCUUGGGAGCCCCCCAAACGUGACCUAUUUUGUGACCUACCAAAGCUAUACCAAGCCGGGUUGGCGAAGAGUGGAGCAUUGUGCAGGCAUCAAGGCUCUGGUGUGUCCCCUGAUGUGCCUGAAGAGACUGAACCUGUACUCCAAGUUCAAAGGACGAGUACAGGCAGCUUCGGCACACGGCAAGUCCCCACGGGUGGAGUCCCGGUACCUGGAAUACCUUUUUGACGUGGAGCUAGCCCCGCCCACCCUGGUGCUCACCCAGAUGGAGAAGAUUCUAAGGGUCAACGCUACCUACCAGCUGCCGCCUUGCAUGCCCUCGCUGGAACUGAAGUACCAGGUGGAAUUCUGGAAGAAGGGCCUGGGAAGCAAGACCCUGUUUCCUGACACUCCCUAUGGCCAGCCAGUGCAGAUUCCUCUCCAGCAAGGUGCUAGCGGACGCCACUGCCUCAGCGCCAGAACCGUCUAUACCUUAAUUGACAUUAAGUACAGCCUGUUCUCUGAGCCCAGCUGCAUCUUCCUAGAGGGCCCAGGGGCCAACAGGGCUGUCCUGGCGGUGCCCUCACUCUUGCUUCUACUGAUAGCAGCGGUUGCAGCGGGUGUGGCAUGGAAGAAAAUGAAAGGGAACCCCUGGUUUCAGGGGGUGAAGACACCCCGGGCACUGGACUUUUCUGAAUACAGAUACCCAGUGGCGACCUUUCAGCCCAGUGGACCUGAGUUCUCAGAUGACUUGAUCCUCUGUCCCCAGAAGGAGCUGACCAUAAGGAUCAAACCAGCCCCUCAGGUCAGAGACCCGGCCACGCUACAGGCGGGGCCAGAAAAAGACAGUACUGAGGAUGAAGACGAGGACACAGAUGAUGACGGUGACAGCGUCCAGCCCUACCUGGAACGGCCUCUCUUCAUCAGCGAGAAGCCCCGGGUUAUGGAGCACUCGGAGACAGACGACUCUGGGGUGGAUUCAGGGGGGCCUUGGGCAUCCCCAGGUGGAAGCGAAGGCCCAUCUGCAUGGGACUCUUCAGACAGGAGCUGGUCCAGCACGGGGGACCCCUCAUACAAGGACGAAGCUGGGUCUUCCAGCCGUUUGGACCGAAAGGAGCCGGACCAGGCGCCCUGUGGGGAUCCGCGCCAGGAAGCUCUCCCGUGCCUGGAAUUUUCUGAGGACUUGGGCACCGUGGAGGAGCUUCUGAAGGAUGACCUCUCUAGGUGGAGAAUUUGGGGUUCCUUAUCCCCAAAGAGAGAUCUGGCUCCUGUGGAGCCCCCAGUUUCUCUUCAGACACUGACUUUCUGCUGGGCCAGCAAUCCUGAGGGGGAGGAGGAAGAGGAAGAAGAAGAGGAAGAGGAGGAAGAAGACUGGGAAUCAGAACCUAAGGGCAGCAACGCCGGCUGUUGGGGCACUUCAAGCCUGCAGAGGACAGAGGUCAGGGGCCAGAUGCUGGGAGAUUACUUGGUCAGGUGAGCUGGCCCUGGUGGUCCAUCCACGCAAUCUCUACUGCACUUCCCCUGGACUAGAGACACCACCAAGAGUCAUGUCCCUUUGAAUGGUAGUCAAGGUCCUGGCCGUUCUUUAUGGGUCUUUAUGGCACUUUGUCAUUGGGAUUGAGCUGUAAGAUGUCACCAUUUCCAAUGACCCACCUGCUGUAGGUGACCUGCGAGUGGGACGGAGCUGUGGUCAGAGACUAGUUGAGUUCCAAUCUGCCCAUUGUCCCUGGGAUGACAGGCCUAAUGGAAAAUCAUCCUCUGAUGAAAUGAAACAGGUGAAACCAGGUGGCUAUGGCCACCAAGGAUAGACACGCCCUAGUCCAUAAGUCACACACAGCAUUGCACAAAACAGACCUCGGUCCAAAUCACUACUCUGCUGUUUCCGGUAGUCACUGAGCAAGCGACUCUUAACCUCUACACUCCAGUUUCUCCUUCUGCAGCAGUCACGUGGGUAUGGCAAGGACUUGGGGAGUUUUCAGGUAGCAGGUGACACGGGGCCACCAAUGUCACGUGUACUGAGUAGGCGCUAGAACCCUCGAUUAGUCCAGACCCCUGGGAAACCCCAGGCAUCUCUCACCAGCAACCCCUAAGCCCAGAGUGACAAGACACUGACCUCCCUCUAGGUCACCCCAUUUCUUCCUUGUCACCUUCUAGUCAGGGGCUCCUGGAAACCACAGCCCAAUCAACUUCGCUUCUUUCUCAAACAUAGUUCACCUUCCAGGGUCGACAUUGGUUGGGUCAGGGCAGAACUGCACUGCUGGCCUGAUGCCCUUUUUGAAUGGUGUUGUAUCAGGGUUUAAGUUUUUUGAGUGUUUGUUUGUUUGUUUGUUUGUUUGUUUUUAUCUGUUUUGGUCAUAAUGAGGUCCCAGUAUCUGAGAAGCUAGUGUCUUUUGGAAACAGGUGACUGUCCUUUAUGGGGUGCGAUGUGUGUCCUUGGUCUGCAGGUGUCACCCAUAGUACCAAAGUCUUUGUGGCUGAGGAUCUAAACAGUCCGUGAAGCAGCAAAGCUGUGUGGCUCUGAGGCUGGCAUAAAGCCAUAGCCUUACAGAACUCAUGUGAAGCCCCCCCCCCAUAAGGCAGAGGUUCUCAACCUUCCCAACACUACCAGCCUUAAACAGUUCCUCGUGGUGUGGUGACCCCUAAUCAUAAAAUCAUUUCAUUGCUACUUCAUAAUUGUAAUUUUGCUACUGGUAUGAAUCAUAAUGUGUUUUCCAGUGGUCUCAGGCAACCACUGUGAAAAUGUCAAUGGACCCCCAAAGGGGUCAUGACCCACACAGGCUGAGAAACAUGACCUUAAGGGCAUCUGAUUCAAGGGCUCUCUAGCUCAUUCCCAAAGGCCUUUGGGGCUCCAGGAUCCUCCCCCUUCAAUGGGAGUGGCCUCACUGAGCUAAUGCACAUAUAGUGGCUUUGCAUAAACGGUGUCUUGAACGGGGUUCACAGCUAACAAGACCUCAAAGCCCUGUCCUUGGUGCACAUCUGUGCUGUGCUGUGCUGUGCUGUGCUGUGCUGUGCUGCGCUGUGCUGUGCUGUGCUGUGCUGUGCUGUGCUGUGCUGUGCUGUGCUGUUUCAAGCAAACUUUGAAGUCAACUGGAAAGGCUGUCCUAGUAACUUAAUAUGUGUGUCCCCAAGAGUUCCCAGAGUCAUCAGUCUGACAGGAGAUCUUUUUGGGCACCUCUGGGACAGGGUACAGACAGACAGACAGACAGACACACACACACACACACACAGAGACAGA
Mus pahari (shrew mouse) is the source of this 3348-nucleotide messenger RNA. RefSeq names its product interferon lambda receptor 1 (gene Ifnlr1). Gene Ontology annotation, molecular function: protein binding. The record is from RefSeq and is a predicted model, not a curated record. NCBI's taxonomy places the organism in Eukaryota, Metazoa, Chordata, Mammalia, Rodentia, Muridae. Bases 1 to 1590 code for a protein of 529 amino acids. The transcript has 7 exons.